CGAAAGUAAAAACACAGGCCCAUGGCAAGCCCGUGAUUUCGACCCAACUCACAAUCGCCACAGUCUGCGCUUUCACUCGCCGCCUGGUUCUUGUCUUCCUCGCAUUUACCGCCCUUAGAGCAUUCAUUCAGCAACCACCGUAAUGGAGGAGUCAAUUUUUUUGCCUCUAACUAAUCGAUAAGAAAUCGAGAUGAGUCUCGUAGUAAUCAGCAGCGGUUUCCCGUAUCCAGCUUCGUCAAUUCAUUCCUCCUCCCAAGUCGUAAUGCUGUCUCAGGGCGCCCUACCCACCGCGAAGCUGCAGCCGAUGUUUCGCCCCUCACACCACAUUAGGGCACCGUUUUACCUCCGCCGGCCGCUGCCGUCGUUUCCGUUGCUACUACAGCAGCAGCUCCGGCCGGCCUCGCGUUUGCAGUCACGACCACCGUCCACCGCCACGAGGCGCAGCAGCAGUACUACUACUAUCUCGUCAGUUUUUGAUUUCAAAGGUGGAAAAGGGAUGGCUGGGUUCCAUGAUCUGGAGCUGAAAGUGAGAGACUACGAGCUGGAUCAAUAUGGAGUUGUCAACAAUGCCGUUUAUGCUAGUUACUGCCAACAUGGUCGUCAUGAACUAUUAGAGAGCAUUGGUGUAAGUGCAGACGCUGUAGCUCGAACUGGUGAUGCAUUGGCACUCUCUGAAUUGAAACUCAAAUUUCUAGCACCUCUAAGGAGUGGAGAGAGGUUUGUGGUAAGAGUGCGAGUCUCGGACUCUUCUGCUGCCCGGUUAUACUUUGAGCACUUCAUCUUCAAGUUGCCGAAUAACGAGCCUGUUUUGGAAGCAAACGCCACAGCUGUAUGGCUGGAUAAGAAUUAUCGGCCUGUUCGAAUUCCUGCAGACGUGAGAUCUAAAUUCAUUCAAUUCCUUCGCCAUGACGAGUCCAAUUGACCCCCUCACUUGUUGCAACGGAGGGGAAGGUGAGAAGGCAGAUCACAGAAUUUGAUUGUUGAUACUUCUGGAACUGUAUUCUCAAUAUUGCUGAGAAAUGGCCACUUGAUUUCUGCCGCUGCUUUCACAAGCCGACUAAGAUAUAGAGGGUGAAGGCCCUUAUUUGUCACUGUUUUUCUACACGAGCCCUAUGUUCUGGUCUUUCUGGAAGAUUGAAAAAUCUUUACAACUGUUGUAAUGUGUAAAAAUGUGAUUCUUGUGUUAAAAAUUGGGUUGUUUGGAUUGAUCAUACAUAUUCAUAUCUCUGUAGAAAUGAAUUGUUCUAGUAUCU
Linum trigynum is the source of this 1253-nucleotide messenger RNA. The record is from the annotation of a GenBank genome assembly. NCBI's taxonomy places the organism in Eukaryota, Viridiplantae, Streptophyta, Magnoliopsida, Malpighiales, Linaceae.